GAUCGCCGAAGCGGGGUCUUUGGGAAUCAACACCACCAAGCAGUGAUGGGUGGCGAGAUGUUUUUUUCUUUGCCUGACAAAAUUAGAGAAAACAGGGGAAGAAAAGACUUCCCCCACAGCUAUCCAUCUGGGACUGCAAACUAAACAAGACAAAGAAGAGCCAGUGACCUCACUCGCACUGCACACCUGAACUUUUUAGCUUGCGUGCAUAUUUUCUAUCUCUCUCUUUCUCUCUCAAUGGAAAUAACAAGCGCAUUGGAUAAUAAUAAUCAAGGAUAGUAAUAAUCAUCAAACUCUUCUCCUUUGUUAUCAUGGACUGAAAGUGUGCUGUAGAAAUUGCCCCAGGGGGAAUGUGAGUGUGUGACUGCAGAGAAGUGACGCCCUGCCUGCAUCCAGAUGUUUCAUGUUUCCCCGCGCGCUCUUUGGAAAAUAUCUGCUCGCGGAGGAAACAGGGGAAUCCUAAACACACAGCCAUGUCAUCAGAAUAAGGUUAAGAAAACGAUGAAUAACAUGCCUUUUGCAUAAAUUGUUUGGAUCUUAGACCAGGCUUUCCAUUGUUUCCGUCUGGAGAAUGGAGAGCAGCAAACUGAGGAGGCUCGUGCUGCUGGAGAUACAUUUACUGUGUGUCUUUGCGCUGUCUGUGCAGGGGAACUCCAGUCCAAAACACGAGAAUGUGAUUGACCUACUGGCAGCCCUAAACAUGUCCCACCACAUGAGCGGUGUGACCAGGCUGCAGAGUCCCGGCAGCGUGAUUUACAAAUUACGUCCCAGAGCUCCGUACCUGACUCUUCCAGCUGAAUAUUCCAACUUGUUGUACUCCAACCUUCGGGGUAGCAUGGGGGUGCAUCUGGUGGGGCAUCAGGCGCCAGGCUCAACUGCCACUCUUCUUUCUCUCUCCUCUGGAUCCUCGCCUGUUUUUCAAGUCAUCUCCUCCACCCUCAAUCACACACUACAUUUGGACUACCGGGCUGGAGGAGGAGCUCGGGGCCUUGUCAGCGUUCAGUUCCCCGGGAGAAAUCCCUUCUCCAGGGAGGAGUGGGUGGAGUUGGCUGUGAGCCUGGACACCGAUAGACUGGUAUUUUUUGUUGACUGCCAAGAAGCUGUGCUUCUACCAAUAAAAAGUGAAGAGAGAAUCAACCUGGAACUGCCUCAAGAUGUUGUUGUCACUCUGGCCAGCACACCAGGAAAGAGAGACAGCAAGUUUAGUGGAUAUAUGAAGGCGGCAGAGAUUUCAAUGAAAUCGUAUCCAAGGCGACCAUGGCUCUGUGACAAUGUUACAGAUGACCUUCCUCCCUCUCAGUCCGCAGACGCCAGUAGCUCAGAUUCUCCGACCGACAGCGGUCCAAUAUUCCAGCAGGCCGCAUCCCCCAAUAAACCUAAAAGAAGCCGCAGGCCAAUAGACCAAACCAGACAUUAUCAGCAGGACGUCCAGAGUGACCAGCUGCAGAGAGGUGUGGUGUUCGGGCCCCCGGGAUCUCCUCAAGGGGUGAAGUCGGUUUCUCAGGCACAGAAAGAUGACAGGCUGAAGAGGCUGGAGAAAAGCAUGGAGGAACUGGCUCGUAUGCUGGACAUGGUCAAAACUGAAAAUGCAAACCUAGAGUCACGCGUACAGUACCUGGAGGGAUGUGAGUGUGUGAGGCAGCGAUGUGUGUGGGAGGGGCGAGAGGUAGAUGAUGGCCAGCAUUGGCAGAUUGACAUUAACACUGUGUGUACGUGCACAUCUGGAAAGGUCACAUGCCGAGCCAACAUCAAAGACUGUGAGCCGGAUGGUACAGUUCAUAAUGUUUCCUACAGUAAAGAUGGCUGUCAGACUUGUACGUGUAAGGGAGGUGAUAAGGAAUGCUUUCCUGAACACUGCCCUUCACUGGAUUGCACACACAAAGAGACGGUACCAGGACACUGCUGCCAGCGGUGCAGAGGCUGCAUCCAUUCUGGUGUCCAGUAUGAUCAUGGAGCCACGUGGAGGCCGGUAGCCGAUCCCUGUGAUGUCUGCCUCUGUCUGGAGGGUCACGUUCGCUGUGAGACUGAGCGGUGUAACACCCCAUGUAAAAACCCAGCUGCUCCCCCGCCCAAUACCUGCUGUCCAGAUUGUCAAGGCUGCGGUGUGAACAGUCAUGACUUUCCUAACGGAGCUGUGAUCCCUACUGCAGACCGUUGCCAAGAGUGCACAUGUGUGGAUGGAAAUUUGGCUUGUUCCCCACGUCCCUGUCCUGCUUUGUCUUGUCAAAACCCUGUACAACGCUCUGGAGACUGUUGCCCACGGUGUGAGCAGUGUGAGUAUGAGUCCUUGGUCUAUGUGGAUGGACAGAAGUUCCCCUCCAGGAGAGACCCCUGCCUCCAAUGCCGCUGCUCUGCAGGUGAAGUCUCUUGUGAGCGCAUGGAUUCAUCAUGUCCCACGCUACACUGCAGCCAUCCAGCUAAGCACAAAGGAGAGUGUUGUCCCACAUGUGAUGAAUGUGAGUAUGACAGGAGGGAGUAUGCUGAUGGAAAAGUGUUCAUCCCUGCUGGAAGUGGACCCUGCCUGCAGUGCAGGUGUAAGGGUGGGAAUGUCAUUUGCCGAGAAGAAAAGUGCCCUCCUGUCCAGUGCUCCAACCCCAUUAUAGACCCACAUCUCUGCUGUCCAAUAUGCAAAGCGUGUGUGUUGGAGGGAGUGGAAUAUGAGGAAGGCUCUAAAUGGCAACCUGAGGGUCCAUGUUCCAGCUGCAGCUGUGUGAAUGGAGAGAGGAGGUGUACGCACACACAAUGCCCCUCCACCGAGUGCCUGCAUCCCAGCAAGAUCCCAGGCUCCUGCUGUCCAGUAUGUGAAAGCUGCACCUACAAUCAUCGUAUCUAUAGCAACGGACAGAGGUUUACCACCCCUGACCACCCCUGCCACAUCUGCACAUGUCAGCAUGGCAGUGUAGAGUGUGAGAGAAGACCUUGUCCCCCACUCAACUGUUCCAACUCAUACACACCACAUGGAGAGUGUUGCCCUAAAUGUCCAGAUUGCUCCUUUGAAAACCGCAUAUUUGUAGAUGGAGAGGCUUUUCCUAACCCUGUGAGUGUGUGUGAGGAGUGUAAAUGUGUGAGCGGCCAGAUUGACUGCCACCAGGCACAAUGCCCUCAUCCUCACUGUAACGCGCCUCUGUCUGGAACAUGCUGUCAGAAUAACUGCAAUGGCUGCAGCUACGCUGGAAAAGAGUAUCCCAAUGGACAGGAGUUUCCCCAUCCUACUGACUCAUGCAGGACGUGCAGCUGCAUAAAUGGGAAUGUCCAGUGUCUGAUGAAGAGGUGUCCUCUGCUGUCGUGCUCAAACCCAAAUGUGCUCCCAGGAGACUGCUGCCCCCAGUGUCCUGCUCCUCCAUUGGACUGUUUGUAUGAACAACAAUCAUACAGACACACUGAGCGUUUCUACCACCCGACUGACAGCUGUCAAUCAUGUGCCUGCACCAAUGGGGCGGUUCACUGUCAGCGCAAGACCUGCGUCUUUGCUCCAUGUUCUCACCCCAUCACACAGCAGUGCUGCCGGACCUGUGAAGGCUGCCUAUUUGAGAGUCGAGAGCGAGCUAAUGGGGAGUCGUGGGAUGAUGCAUCAGACCCAUGUAAAAUAUGUGUCUGCCGUGAGGGCUCUGUCCGCUGUGAGAGGAAGCGAUGUCCCCCGUCCAACUGUAACCACUCCGUCCAGAGACAGUGCUGCAUGUCCUGUGAGGGCUGCAUGUUUCGUGGAAAAGAGUACCAUGAUGGCACUGAGUUUGCUGAUGACAAAGACCCCUGUGGUGUGUGUUACUGUUACGGAGGCGACGUCGUCUGCACUAAGACCCCCUGUUAUGGAGAGUGCAGCCACCCUUACAAACCACCCGGACAAUGCUGUGGAGAAUGUGAACGCUGUUCCUAUAAUGGUGCAGUCCUUGCAACUGGUCAGUCAAUCCCUGACCCAGGAAACCUCUGCUCUGAAUGUACCUGCCAGAGCGGUUCAGUGCGAUGCAUGAAGAAGUCGUGUCCAGCAGCCCCCUGUCGUCACCCCGUCACUAACCCAUGUGGCUGCCCUGUCUGUGAUGGUUGUCAGUUCCAGGGUUUGACUUAUGUUGACGGGCAGAUCCUUCCAGGAGGAGAGGGAGGAUGCCAGGACUGCACAUGCUCAAGAGGUGAAGUUGGGUGUACUCAGAGAAGAUGCCCUGCCAUCUCAUGCUCACACCCAGCUCUGGAUGGCUGUGCAUGUGGAGUGUGUGGUGGAUGUAACUUUAAUGGUCGAGGCUGUUUCAAUGGAGAAAGAUUCCCACAUCCUUCAGAUCACUGCCAGCUCUGCUCCUGUCUGAACGGCGGUGUGGUGUGCUCACAUGUGUCUUGUCCGAGUGUUUCCUGUGUGCGCCCAGUGACCCGGUCUGGGGAGUGCUGCCCUGCCUGCACAGGGCUUUGUCUUCAUCGGGGGAAAGAGUAUCAGUCUGGCUCCUCUUUCACCUCGCCCUCUGAUCCCUGCUCAUCAUGCUCCUGUCUGAAUGAGGUGGUGAACUGUCAGAAGAGACCUUGUCCGCUCCGGUGCUCCCACCCGGUCCCUUCAGAGACCUGCUGCCCAGUCUGUGACUCCUGUCUGUAUGAGGGGGGGGUCCACUCUCACAGCCACACCUUCACGGCUCCCUCCAACCCCUGCCAGCGCUGCACUUGCGUCCGAGGCACCGUCACCUGUGUGGCCCUGGUCUGCCCGCCUACACCCUGCGUCCGACCAGUUACCAAGCCAGGACAGUGCUGUCCUGAGUGCACAGUUUGUAUUCUUGAUGGGCAGGAGUUCACUGACGGGCAAACAUGGACCCUGAGGUCAAACCACUGCUCCACCUGCUCCUGCCAGGCAGGUGAGGUGAAGUGUGCGUCUCUUGAGUGUCCAAAGCUGCCUUGUAUGCAUCUGAUUACUGAUCCAGGAUCCUGCUGUCCUCGCUGUAGAGGUUGUAUGUAUGGAGGAGAGGAGCAUACGGAGGGCAGCAGCUGGUUUGCAGACUCCACUCCCUGCAUGACGUGCAUGUGUGUGGACGGGGUGACCACCUGCUCUGAAGUCCGCUGUCUUUCUCCCUGCAUCAACUUCAUCAGCGUACCCGGGGAGUGCUGCCCUGUGUGUGCUGACUGUGUAUUUGAGGGCAGAGUGUACGGCCCAGGUGACAGUUUCCAUCCAGCCGAUGACCCCUGCCAGAUCUGCACAUGUGAGGUGAUGCCGGAUGGAGAACAGCACCUGAAGUGUUACCGAAAGCAGUGUCCCAGUCUGGUCGACUGUGCCAAGAGCAACAUCUUGUUCUCUGGACCUGACUCCUGCUGUCCUGUCUGUGCACAGCCUCUCAGUAACUGCACUUCAGCACUGAUUGGCAACGAGGUCUCUGCGACGGAUGAUCCUUGUUUUACGUGCCAGUGCCAGGAUUUGACAUGGACCUGCUUACACCAAAACUGCCCCCCCGUCACCUGCCCUUUAAAUGAACAGUUUAAUUCACCGGACUCAUGCUGCCCUGUGUGUAGAGAUUGUGUGAUUGAGGGUCAGAACAGAAGCGUGGACAACGGCAGCAGCUGGACAGACAGCGAUGACGACUGCGUCACAUGUACCUGUACCUUGGGCUAUAUUGAGUGCAGCAUUGAAGAGUGUUUACCUGAAUUUUGCCUGAAUAACCAGAAGAAAGUGAAGAUUCCCGGCAAAUGCUGCUAUGAAUGCCAAGACUCAGGGGCGUCGUGUUUGUACCAGGGAACAGUGUAUCAAGCUAGCGAACAGUGGGAGGUGGAUGAGUGCACCGGCUGUACGUGUAUGUCUGGAGAAGUACACUGUCACAGUGAACGCUGCCCUCCCCUCACCUGUGCAACAGAUGAGAUGCCAGCCAUUGUCCCAGGUUUGUGCUGUCCUCACUGCCUUCCUCGUCCUGCCACCUGCAUUGCCUUCGGAGACCCUCAUUAUCGCACCUUUGAUGGCCGCAUGCUGCACUUCCAGGGAGCUUGCACAUACAUCCUGGCCCAGGACUGUGAAGGAGGAGACUUCAGUAUUCAUGCCACUAACGAUGAUCGUGGGCGUAAAGGAGUGUCCUGGACCAAAGAGGUGACUGUGUUUAUCGGAGACGUCACAGUGCAGCUACUCCAGGACUGGCUUGUGAAGGUGAAUGGUGAGGUCGUGCCUUUGCCCUUCCUUAGAGAACCAUACAUCUAUGUAGAACGACAAAGCAACAUCAUCUUACUCAACACUAACAUCGGCCUGAAGGUUCUGUGGAGUGGCCGCUCACAUCUGGAAGUGAGUGUGCCUGGAUCCUAUAAGGGCCACACGUGUGGCCUGUGUGGAAACUUCAACAACUACUACCAGGAUGACCUCCGUAUGCCUAGUGGACGAAUCAGCCUAUCAGAGUCCGACUUUGGCAACAGCUGGAGGGUCAAAAAUAGUAGCCACUCCCUCUCUUCCUGUCGCCCCGGUGAGGAUGUGGACCCCUGUAAAGAAGCAGGCUACCAGGCCAAGAAGGGGGCUAACGCUCGCUGCAAGGUGCUGAAGUCUGCAGUCUUUAAGCCGUGCCAUCGUGUGGUGCCUCCUGAGCCGUGGUACGGAGCCUGUGUGUACGACCUCUGUGCCUGCGGGGCCAACACUGAGGAGUGUCUGUGUGACACACUGGAGGCCUACGCCAGUCAGUGCAGAGAGGCCGGAGUCACCCUGCAAUGGAGGGGCCCAUCUCUGUGUGCUGUGGGCUGUCCAGUGGAGAGGGGCUUUGUGUUUGACGAGUGCGGACCCCCCUGUCCUGUAACCUGCUUUAACGCUGACGUGCCUCUCGGGGUGAUAGAGAGCCACUGCUUCAAGCCCUGUGUGCCGGGCUGCCAGUGUCCUGCUGGUCUGGUUCUACACAACAACCACUGCAUACAGCCAGAAAAGUGCCCCAAGAUCAUUCAUGAUAAAGCCCUAUAAUUCUUUGAACUCCUCACUAUCAAAUGGACACAUACACACACAUGCACUGCCACCUCUAACAAUCUUCAAUCCAAAGAAAGGACAUCAGAAGCCUCUGUUACUGUAUACUGAAUUUUUAAAUGGAAAAACAGAUGAACCUCCAUGACCUGUGGAUUUAAAAUAGGUAAACCACUGCAUUUUUGUGUUUUUUAAUCCACUUUGUUAUCUUGUUACAUGUAGCACUGAAUAUUUAUACUACACAAGGGUUUUUAUGUUUUAAUUUCACAUUAUUAAUAAUAUGAAUCUGUUCUGUUUUAUACAUGAUUUUGUCCAAAACCUUUCGAUUAUUUCAACAGUAUUAUUUACUACCAAAAGUUGUUUACUGUACGUGUUUAUUUCAGCACGGUGCGUUGUCUGACUGUUCAUGCAGUGAUCCUCAUACUCUCAGGUACUCUUUUUGUCACUUUUCUUUGUACGAAUAAACGAAAACUUCACAAUA
Molecule: messenger RNA, 7364 nt
Organism: Notothenia coriiceps (black rockcod)
Lineage: Eukaryota; Metazoa; Chordata; Actinopteri; Perciformes; Nototheniidae
Gene: kcp
Product: kielin cysteine rich BMP regulator
Exons: 46
Coding region: 572-6886 (2104 amino acids)
Biological process (GO): positive regulation of BMP signaling pathway
Cellular component (GO): extracellular region
Molecular function (GO): protein binding
Source: RefSeq, a predicted model, not a curated record